Molecule: messenger RNA, 860 nt
Organism: Neoarius graeffei (lesser salmon catfish)
Lineage: Eukaryota; Metazoa; Chordata; Actinopteri; Siluriformes; Ariidae
Gene: ggcta
Product: gamma-glutamylcyclotransferase a
Exons: 4
Coding region: 113-640 (175 amino acids)
Molecular function (GO): gamma-glutamylcyclotransferase activity
Source: RefSeq, a predicted model, not a curated record
GAAAGUGCUGCUGGAGCGCAGUAGUCGGUAUAAAGUCUCUGAGGUGAGAGAGAAGCUGCUGUUUUAUUCUCUACUUCUCCGUGAAGAACACGAGCCAAAUAAAACCGCAGUCAUGUCAGGGGCUGGAUAUUUUUUGUACUUCGCUUUUGGAAGUAAUUUAUUGAAAGAGAGACUGCAGCUGAAUAACCCAUCAGCAACUUUUCACUGCAUCGCUCGACUCCAGGGUUAUGUGCUGCAGUUCACCCUGUCGAGAGAAAGGAUGCAGAACAGUUGGUACGGUGGAGUGGCCACGAUUGAGAAAUGUCCAGAUGAGGACGUCUGGGGUGUGGUGUGGAAAAUGGCGAUGGAAGAUCUCUCAUCUUUAGAUAAACAGGAGGCCGUGGACCAGGGUGUCUACAGCCCCAUGGAGGUGACCGUGGAGACAGAAACUGGGCCGCUUCUGUGUAGAACAUACAAGAUGAACAACACAAUACCCUGUGUUCCUUCACCACAGUACAAAGAGGUCAUAUGUUUAGGUGCCCAACAGAACGGACUACCUGAAGAUUACAUAAAGAAGUUACAGGCUGUGAAGACCAACAACUACACCGGACCCUCACUAAUAGAUCAGAUUAAAAGAACUGAGCAGGGGGGAAAUGUGUAAUUACAGUGAAGUUUUCUUCUUUUUGGAAGGAGUUUCCAAGCUCAGAGCUUGCUGGAGCAUGUCUCAAAAUAAUAUUACCAAGAUGCUGUUGGGGUGGUGAUUUUUAGUUUUUUGGCUUCUUGUAAUGUGUUACCACAUGAUCCUAUGAUAGGGUGUGGUGCCUGUAUGUAUAAAGAGUUGAUUCACUGUUUUUAUCCAUAAUAAAGCAUGAAGACCUUCA